AUGCCAACAAUUACCCUCUUACUGCUCCUCCAGGCAGUAGCCGUGCUAGGAUCAGUUUCUUCUGCUUCUUCGAAGUCAUCGCUGGGGACGUUCGAGAGCCCUUCCGCUGCAUCUCGACCACGUUUUCGUUAUUGGCUCCCCGAUGCGGGGGUUGACCCGGAAACUGUCGCUACCAACAUCAAAGAUAGUGGUGCACACGGUGCUGGUGGGGUCGAGUUUGUCCCAUUCUACAACUACGGAGGUGAAUCUGGGGACCCUCCUCCCCAAGCCGACUGGGUCACCAAUGGGUUCGGUACGCCGGCCUUUCGAGACGUGUUUCGGGCUGCCCUACAAGCACACAAAGAUUCGGGCCUGUUGAUGGAUUUUGCCUUGGGCCCGAAUCAAGGUCAGGGCGUUCCUGCUUCCAGUGACGAUCAAGGCCUACAGUGGGACCUGGUUCCGUACUCGGAAGGAUUAGCUGCUAGUGAGACAUUCAAUGAGAGAAUCCCGGGCUGGGGUAGUGGAGAACUAGUAGCGGUUGUCUCGGCACAUGUUCUCUCGCAAGCAAAUGUCUCCUUGCCAGAGGUCAAUUCGCCAUUCCUCACGGCCCAGGAUGGCUACCUCAGUGUAGUGAUCGAUGAGGACAGCCUCACUGACAUUACUGACCAAGUAUCUGAAGAUGGACAUCUUUCGUUGUCGUUUCCCGCACUUACAGAAGGUGUUGGAUAUCGAAUUUAUGCCUACUACCAGAAACGAACCCUGAAUCGAAAUCUGGAAUUCACCAACAAUUCUACAGCGACAAUCUGGGAUAAUGGCUCCUACGUUGUGGAUCAUUACAGCGCACGCGGUGCGCAAACUGUGAUUGACUUUUGGAAAACUCACAUCCUCGUCGAUGGUAUCAAGGAACUGUUGAUGGAAGUAGGCAACUGUGGCUGGGAGGACAGUAUGGAAAUCAAAUCGAACACGUCAUGGACGCCAGGUCUGCUUGAGAAAUUUGAGCAGAAGCAGGGCUAUGGCCUCAAGCGAUACCUACCAGUAGUGAACUUCGGAGUCCUCUGGCCUGACAACAACGUCAACAUUCAGCAAUUUCAACCUGGGGCAGUACAAAGCAUCUUGAAUACACUUGACUCCGGAGCGGGCUACAUCAAUGAUUUUCGCAGUGUCCUCGAAGACAGCUACCGGGAAUAUCUCCAAACUUUGGUGAACUGGGCACACAAUGAGCUACACCUUAAGCAUUCCGCACAGGUCUCUUACAAUCUUCCCAUGGACAUGGAAGUGAACAUACCUUUUGUCGAUGUUCCUGAAUGUGAGAGCCUUCAGUUUGGAGAUAACGUCGACGGCUAUCGUCAGUUUUCCGGACCAGCAUUGCUUGCUGGUAAAAAAGUGAUCUCAAACGAGAUGGGUGCGACCUUGGGCGCUUACGGUUACGCGCUUCCCACGCUUCUGUUCUCUGUGGGGCGCGCUGUUGUAGGAGGUGUGAACCAGUUGGUUUUGCACGGGCAGAGCUAUACUGGAAAAUAUCCUGAAACAACGUGGCCAGGCUAUACUGCUUUCUCGUAUUCAACUACCGAGCUCUACUCAAACAAACAGCCAUCUUGGGAUCACGGAUUCUCGGAUGUGUUGAACUUCUUUGCGAAGGUUCAGUGGACCCAGAGGCAAGGUACCCCGAGGGUAGAUGUGGCUAUAUACAACAAAGUCUCAGCCACCAAUUCUGCGUUUCCUUCGAUAUACCAAUCGGAUGAUUUAGUCAAUGAAGGAUGGUCGUGGGCAUACCUUUCCCCGCAUAAUUUCGAGCUGCCAGAGGCUACCGUGAAAGAUGGUGUUCUUGGCCCAGAUGGGCCGCGUUUCAAGGCGCUGGUAGUGACGAGCGAUAGCAACAUGACACUAGCCGGCGUGCAAUAUCUAAAGGCAUAUGCGGCCAGCGGAUUACCAAUUGUGUUCAGCGGAGGUUUGCCGGGCGUCUACGCCGCUGCCAAUGGGAGCGAAACCGCCACGGUCAAAGCGAGACUGACACAGUUGUCAACUUCCGCUAAUGUUUACACCGUACGCAAAGGCGGCAUCGCGGAAAAAUUGGCAUCUAUUGGGCUGUCGCCUCGUAUCAAAGUUCAAACAGAUGGGAAAUGGUUGACCACGUGGAGAGAAGAUUCAUCAAGCGGAGUUGACUACGCUCUCGUGUUCUGUGAUACAAACACUUCUUCCGGAUAUAUCACGGUGACUGGUCCCGCCAAGAACAAGGUCCCGUAUUAUAUGAAUGCAUGGACAGGUGAUCAAGAGCCAGUUUUUGCAUACAAUGUGACUGAUUCGGGCUUGUUAUUGCCUGUAUCACUCAAGGGCAAUCAGACGCUGAUCAUCGCAUUUUCUCCUCAUGGGCCGAACAAGUCUGGAGCCCCUAAAGUACAUGCUGUCGAAGCCCCCCUUUCAGUGAUUGGUUCUACAUUUGAUCAGAGGAGGGGUUGGAUUGCCCAUGUCACCAGUCAGACAACCGAAGCAAGAAUACACCUAUCGAACGGUAAAAGUGUUGAGCUACCUCAAAGCGAAAAUAUAGCGGGUGUGUUCAAUCUGACCAAGUGGAACUUGAUUGCUGAACACUGGGAGGCGCCUAAAGACUUCUAUGACGCGAACACAAUCGCACGAAAGUACAACACUACCCACGAAUUGUCGACACUGGUGUCUUGGAGCACGAUCCCUACCCUCACAAACACCUCGGGCUUGGGCUAUUACAGCACAUCAUUCCAAUGGCCACCUGCCCAACGGGCAGGAAAAGGGCGACUUGCAGAUGGAGCUUAUAUUGUCUUCCCAUCAAUCCUGCAUGCAAUUCAGGUCUCCAUCAAUGGACACAGAAUUCCACCAUUGGACUACACCGAUGCCAGAGCGGACAUCAGUCAGUAUCUAAAGAAGGGUAAGAACGAAGUUCUUGCAGUCGUUCCGACAGUGAUGUGGAACUACAUUCGCAGUAUUUUGUCAACUAUCAAAGACCAAGGGCACCUCCCUGGCCUGCUUACUCUCGGACUUUCCGUACCAGGUAUUCUAGAGAAUGGGUUGGUUGAGGAAGUGAGUAUAAUUCCAUAUGUGAAUUUACCGAUAACUCAAAAUUAA
This is a messenger RNA of Penicillium brasilianum, 3075 nucleotides long. The record is from the annotation of a GenBank genome assembly. Lineage: Eukaryota; Fungi; Ascomycota; Eurotiomycetes; Eurotiales; Aspergillaceae.